Molecule: messenger RNA, 1440 nt
Organism: Alternaria postmessia
Lineage: Eukaryota; Fungi; Ascomycota; Dothideomycetes; Pleosporales; Pleosporaceae
Exons: 6
Coding region: 1-1440 (479 amino acids)
Biological process (GO): transmembrane transport
Molecular function (GO): transmembrane transporter activity
Source: RefSeq, a predicted model, not a curated record
AUGUCUAAAUUCGACGCUGCCCCUCCAAAUACACAUGCUGGUGGUAAUGACGAUGCCCUUCGCACAAAGGGCAGCGAUCCGCUCAACGCUCCUCCCACGUAUGAGGUAGCCGAUGAAAGAGUCAACAUGGAAGAGUAUGCUAGGACAGUGCCAAGAUGGAAGAGAAUCUGGCAACACAGUUUGACACAAAUGAUGUUACUCAGUGUGCAGGCCUUCUGUGGCCCUGCCAUGGCUGAUGCUAUCGCCGGUCUCGGUGGAGGUGGUCUCGCAACCCCUCAAACCUCGAACAUUGCGACGGCUGUCAACUACACAAUGCUGGCUGUCUGCUGUGCCCUCGGUGGACCCAUUGUUAACAAACUUGGAACAAAGUGGGCAUUGGUCAUCGGUGCUUGCUCGUUUCCAAUUCGAGGCUCUUCAUACUACUGCAAUUCCAAGUUUGGAAACCAGUGGUACCUGAUUUUAGGUGGCUUCUUCACUGGCAUUGGCACCGGCACUUGGUAUGUAGCUGAGUCGGGCACCAUUAUGUCUCUUGCACCAUCCGGAUCUCGUGGCAAAUACUUAGCUCUUUGGAUCGUUGCUCGAAACUUGGGGCAGCUAGUCGGCGGUGCUAUCAAUCUGUCGAAAAAUCACGAGAAAGGUGUAGUCGGUGGUGUAACACCCGAUACAUAUGUCGCUUUCUUGAUUAUCGAAUGCAUGGCCUUGCCCUUUGCCUUCCUCAUAUCCCCUCUUGAACGAGUCGUACGCUCGGACGGAACGCGUAUCCUAGUAUCCGAGAAAAUUGGCACCAAGAUGGAAUUCAAACAGAUCAAGAUAACUAUGACCUCAAAGCUGAUCCUACUAUCUGCUUUCUGGGCUAUAUGGUCUUUCUUCUACAGUGGUACAUGGUCCACUUAUCUUGGUACCUACUUCAGCGUCCGCGCCCGCGCACUCUCCUCCCUUAUCUCGCCUUUCUUUUGCAUCGUUGGAUGCUUCGGUUUGGGCUUCAUACUUGAUCUCAAGGGUGUCAGUCAACGACGUCGCGCACAGAUUGGUCUCUUCACGGUCGUGCUCCUCAACCUUGGCGUGUACAUCUGGUCGAUUGUCAUGCAAGCUCGUUUCAACAGCAACAACCCCGGAAAGAUCGAUUGGGACGAUUCGUUGUAUGCGCGUUCCUUCUUGCCGUACUUCUUUGUUCAAACCACCGCCAACGUACGCAAUGGUGCAGCUUUCCGCUGUCUUGAGGCCAUCGGACAAGCCAUCUCGUACGGCAUGAACACGCAGAUCAAGACAUCGCCUCUAAUCGGAUUCUGCGUCACAUUCGCAUUGAUGGCUCUUGCUCUAGGCCCGAUGCUGGUACUGGUGAAUUCAACACCAGACCGCAUCCCUGCGGAUGUGAUUGCGGAAGAGCAGUGUCGCCAAGAGAAGAAGAUAGACAAUGUUGAGGUUGAGACCAAGGUAUGA